AUGACGACGCCGCCAGCCCCUUCCCAGCAGCACCGUCCGCCAGCCGUCAGCCCCCUCUCGUUGAGUGCAGACUCACGGCGACCACAGUCACAGCAGAUGUCUCCUACGCUCUCCCCUUUGUCACCAAUUACUCAGGCUGUGGCCAUGGAUGCAUUGUCUCUGGAGCAGCAGCUUCCCCCAUAUCCAUUUUUCACCCAGACAACUUCCCAGCAGCAGCAGCAGACCCAGGUGGCCAGUACCCUGCCCCAGAACACUCCUUUAAUGCAGACCUCUGGUUUACAGCGAGGAACUCAGCUCCCCCCGCUCUCCGUCACGGUACCUUCGACCAUCCCACAGUCACCUCCGGGCAGCCAGACCCAACCAUCAAUGGGAAUAGACAUCAACUCGGCCUCACUCCAGCAGUACCGCAGUAAUGCUGGCUCCCCAGCCAACCAGUCUCCCACCUCUCCUGUCUCCAAUCAAGGCUUCUCUCCUGGCAGCUCCCCUCAACAUUCUUCCAUUCUGGGGAGUGUAUUUGGUGACUCCUAUUAUGAUCAGCAGAUGACAGCUAGGCAGGCUAAUGCCCUAUCCCAUCAGCUUGAACAGUUUAAUAUGAUAGAAAACGCCAUUAGUUCCAACAGCCUGUACAGCCCCUGUUCCACCCUUAACUACUCCCAGGCAGCCAUGAUGGGACUCACCGGCAGUCAUGGCAGCUUGCAGGACUCGCAGCAGCUCAACUACUCCAGCCAUGGGAACAUCCCCAACAUAAUUCUUACAGUGACAGGAGAAUCCCCCCCCAGCUUAUCAAAAGAACUGACCAGCUCUUUGGCAGGCGUGGGCGACGUCAGCUUCGACGCGGAUUCCCAGUUCCCUCUGGAUGAACUCAAAAUUGACCCUUUAACCUUGGAUGGACUCCACAUGCUCAACGACCCGGACAUGGUCCUCACCGACCCCGCCACAGAGGACACGUUCAGGAUGGACCGGCUGUGAAGCGCCGCCAGCGGGCGCGUGGGAGAUGACACUUGGUCCUGGAACCCGCCUGAACUCGAGAGCCCAGCGGGUCACUUGUGUCCAAAUGGGAGCCGCCGAGCGCAGCAGCUGCGUCCUGGACCGUGUGUCCCAUGAGUAAAGCUUUGUUGUUCUAAGCUUGCUGUGCUGCAGACCCCUCCUCCCUGUCACGCCGAAUUUCACCCCUUCAGCCGCUCGUUGCCAUGAAUGAGUAAGGAGUUUCCAUCGGCCUCUUCCUCUCCAGCUUCCCCCCUUCCUCCCACCAAA
Messenger RNA from Mesitornis unicolor (brown roatelo), 1254 nucleotides. RefSeq names its product CREB-regulated transcription coactivator 1-like. Gene Ontology annotation, biological process: positive regulation of transcription by RNA polymerase II. Gene Ontology annotation, molecular function: cAMP response element binding protein binding. The record is from RefSeq and is a predicted model, not a curated record. Gene Ontology annotation, cellular component: nucleus; cytoplasm. Bases 1 to 969 code for a protein of 322 amino acids. The transcript has 6 exons. Lineage: Eukaryota; Metazoa; Chordata; Aves; Mesitornithiformes; Mesitornithidae.